Penicillium alfredii is the source of this 2052-nucleotide messenger RNA. RefSeq names its product RNA lariat debranching enzyme. NCBI's taxonomy places the organism in Eukaryota, Fungi, Ascomycota, Eurotiomycetes, Eurotiales, Aspergillaceae. Gene Ontology annotation, cellular component: nucleus. The record is from RefSeq and is a predicted model, not a curated record. Gene Ontology annotation, biological process: mRNA splicing, via spliceosome. The transcript is spliced from 3 exons. Gene Ontology annotation, molecular function: RNA lariat debranching enzyme activity. The coding region runs from base 1 to 2052 and encodes 683 amino acids.
AUGGAAAAGACGCUCCGAGUUGUUGUUGAGGGCUGCGGCCACGGCACCCUCAACGAGAUUUACGACCGGGCCAAGGUCGAGUCUGUCCGUCGUGGCUGGGACGACAUUGACCUCGUCAUUAUCGGCGGAGAUUUCCAGGCUCUGCGCAAUGUGGACGACGCUGCUUGCGUGUCGGUCCCCCGGAAGUAUCGCCAGAUGGGCGACUUCCAUGAAUACUACAGCGGGCAGCGGAUCGCGCCCUACUUGACCAUUUUCAUUGGUGGCAACCACGAAGCCAGCAACCACCUGUUCGAGCUGUACUACGGUGGUUGGGUUGCCCACAACAUCUACUACAUGGGCGCUGCCAAUGUCAUUCGUGUUGGCCCCUUGCGCAUCUGCGGCAUGUCUGGUAUCUGGAAAGCCUACGACUACCGCAAGCCGCACUUCGAGCGGCUUCCCUACAACAAUGAGGAUAUUUCCAGUGCCUACCACGUCCGAGAAAUGGACGUCCGCAAGCUGCUCCAGAUCCGCACUCAGGUGGAUAUUGGUCUCUCGCAUGACUGGCCUCGUGGGGUUGAAUUUUUCGGUGACUUUGAAGAUCUGUUCCGCAGAAAGCGGGGCUUCCGUGAGGAUUCCAGCAAGGGAAAGCUGGGUAGCAUCGCUGCCCGUGACGUUCUCGAGCGCUUGCGCCCCGCGUUUUGGUUCUCCGCUCACCUGCACGUCAAGUUUGCAGCUGCUAUGCCGUUCGACGGGCGUGCCCUCAUCAAGAAUGAGGCUGAUACUGCCUGCAAGUCUUCCGGUGAACCCGCCGCCUGGGCUGUAGUGGUCUCUGAUAAGAGUGCCAACAACAACGCCACCGACGAGAAAUCGACUCCUGCCGGCCCUGGCGCUCCGGUCUCUGCCGCUGCUCCGACCCCUGCUCCGACGAACGUCCCCGUGUCACAGAGAAUUGCUCUUGCGACGGGCGACCUGAACUCGCGUCUUGAAGCCUGGAACAACUUCACGUCGGUUGCUCAGCAGUCUGAGAGAGAACAAGCUGCGGCAUUUCUUGCCCAGGCACAGAAGUUGAGGGAGAAUCCGCCGUCUCCUGUUCCCUACACUCACAAUGUCACUUGGACAAAGGUUCGCUUGGGCGAGAACGGCGAGCGACAAGUCGUUGGCCGGGAGCAUGUCGUUCAUACGAACAAGAAGCAGAAGAUGGAAGAUGGGUCUGCUCAGAACUCCGAUGAAAUCGCACUUGAUUCGAGCAGCGGCUCGAGCCAUGGCUCGCCAUCCCCUGGUCCCACCCCUGCGAAGUCCGCCGAAACCACCAUGAUGAGCACCGACGCCGCUGAAACCGCCGCGGAUGCCGCCGCGGAGACGAAGACUAAUCCGACGGCCACUGUGCAUGAGGCUGUCGCCAGCGAACUCCGCAACAAACUCCCAGCAAGCCUCGCCCAGGCACCUCCCUCUCGCCCACCACAUAUCAAGACGGUCGUCCCAGAGGCUAUCAAGAAUGGGUUCACCAAGUUCUUGGCUUUGGACAAGCCCAACAACCACGAUCCAUUUGUGCAGGCUUUGGAGAUUACGGCCAUCUCCGACCAAGAAAAUGUUCACGAAGAGCGGCCCUUCCGCCUCCAGUAUGACCCUGAGUGGUUGGCUAUCACCCGCGUCUUCGCCACGGAUCUUGAGCUUGGAAAUCCCAACGCUCCCGUCCCCCCAUAUGCGGGCCACCAAUUCUACCAGAAUCGGAUCAUCGAGGAAGAAAACUGGGUUGAUGAGCAUAUCGUCAAGCCUGGCCGCCUCAACAUCCCUGCCAAUUUCACGCGCACUGCCCCCAAGUACGACCCGACUGUUCCCAUUUCGACUGCUCAGAUGCCCCCUGAGUACAACAACAUCCAGACUGCCGAGUUCUGCGAGCUGGUCGGAAUUCCCAACAAGUUCCAUCUGACCGAGGAAGAAAGUCAGGCCCGCAUGGCCGCUGGCCCUCGUCCUGACACCCGCGAUGGUGGUGGUGCUCGUCGUGGUGCUCGCCGAGGUGGUCGGGGUCGUGGUCGGGGCCGCAACGGUCCGUCUACCAACCAGUGGCUGUGA